AUGUAUACCGUCGGCAAUGUUUACGUCAUCGCCGCGGCCUCUGUGAUCGGUGGUGGGCUGUUUGGUUUCGAUAUUAGCUCCAUGUCAGCUAUUAUCUCCACACACGCCUACAAGUGUUACUUCAACCAAGGCGAUGAGCCCUGCAAGGGUCCACAAGCCAAUGUCCAGGGAGGAAUCACCGCUGCUAUGCCUGGUGGUUCGUGGCUUGGAGCAUUGGUCUCUGGUUACCUCUCUGACCACCUGGGACGAAAGAGAGCUAUCCAAAUCGGUGCCGUGAUCUGGUGUAUCGGCUCCAUCCUCGUCUGUGCCUCGAAUGGAAUCGCCAUGUUGAUCGUUGGCCGUAUUGUCAACGGUUUCUCUGUCGGUAUUUGCUCUGCACAGGUUCCGGUUUACAUCACCGAGAUCGCACCACCAUCAAAACGUGGUAGACUUGUCGGAGCCCAACAAUGGGCAAUCACCUGGGGUAUCUUAGUCAUGUUCUACAUCUCCUAUGGGUGUUCGUUUAUCGACGGCACUGCCGCUUUCAGAGUUCCCUGGGGUCUGCAGAUGAUUCCUGCAAUCAUCCUCUUCUGCGCCAUGCUCUUCCUGCCAGAAUCUCCUAGAUGGCUAGCCAAGAAGGACCGAUGGGAGGAGGCUGUCCAUGUUCUUGCCUUGACACACGCCAAGGGUGACGACAACUCGCCCUUCGUUGCCAAGGAGAUUGCAGAGAUUAGAGAGGUCGUCGAGUUUGAACGCGCCAAUGCAGAUGUCACAUACUUCGAACUCCUGAGCCCGAAGAUGAUCAACCGAACGCACAUCGGUGUCUUUACUCAAAUAUGGUCACAACUCACCGGAAUGAACGUUAUGAUGUACUACAUUACCUACAUCUUCACCAUGGCUGGUCUGGGCAGCAGCGUUCUCUUGCCUUCCUCAAUUCAGUACAUCAUCAAUGUGGUCAUGACCGUUCCUGCUCUGUUGUUCGUUGACAGAUGGGGCCGUCGCCCAACUCUUCUCAUCGGUGCUGUACUCAUGAUGUUAUGGCUCUUUAUCAACGCUGGUGUCCUCGCCACGUACAGCAAAGUGCCAAAACCAGGGCAAUUCGACACCAAUGCUGAGUCUAUGGCCAUCACCGGUGCACCCGCCAAGGCUGUCAUUGCAUGCACCUACCUUUUUGUCGCUUCCUAUGCACCUACCUGGGGUCCAGUCUCAUGGAUCUAUCCCCCAGAACUCUACCCCCUCCGCGUUCGAGGCAAGGCCGUCGCUCUCGCAACCUCAGCAAACUGGGCCUUCAACUUCGCUCUCGCAUACUUCGUCCCUCCGGCGUUCGCCAACAUCCGCUGGGAGGUCUACAUCGUCUUCGGUGUCUUCUGCGUCUCCAUGUUCAUCCACGUUUUCUUCGUCUUCCCAGAGACUAGUCAGAAGCCUCUCGAGGAGGUGGAGGGGAUCUUCGAUGAUACCACCCCUGGCUCCAUCAGAUUCCUCGGUACACCAGCUUGGAAGACAUCUGUUGACACGCGCGCUCGUCGUCUGGAGAGAGGCGAACUUGAUCCAGAAGACAAGCACGUGGCAGCCGUUGAGCAUCAUGAACCGUCUCCAGAGAGAGUUGCUGAGAUUCCCAAAGAGGGCUAA
Molecule: messenger RNA, 1608 nt
Organism: Lachnellula hyalina
Lineage: Eukaryota; Fungi; Ascomycota; Leotiomycetes; Helotiales; Lachnaceae
Product: MFS glucose transporter
Exons: 4
Coding region: 1-1608 (535 amino acids)
Biological process (GO): carbohydrate transport; transmembrane transport
Cellular component (GO): membrane
Molecular function (GO): carbohydrate:proton symporter activity
Source: RefSeq, a predicted model, not a curated record